Lycium barbarum (goji berry) is the source of this 441-nucleotide messenger RNA. RefSeq names its product large ribosomal subunit protein eL6-like. Gene Ontology annotation, cellular component: cytosolic large ribosomal subunit; ribosome. The transcript is spliced from 2 exons. Gene Ontology annotation, molecular function: RNA binding; structural constituent of ribosome. Gene Ontology annotation, biological process: cytoplasmic translation; ribosomal large subunit assembly. The record is from RefSeq and is a predicted model, not a curated record. Lineage: Eukaryota; Viridiplantae; Streptophyta; Magnoliopsida; Solanales; Solanaceae. The coding region runs from base 1 to 441 and encodes 146 amino acids.
AUGGAUACUACCAUUACUACAGGUACAGUGUUGAUUAUUCUUGCUGGAAGAUUUAAGGGAAAAAGAGUUGCGUUUUUGAAACAACUUAAAUCUAGGUUGUUAUUUGUUAAUGGGCCUUUUAAGCUUAAUGGAGUUUCAUUAAGACGUGUUAAUCAAGCUUAUGUUAUUGCUACUUCAACGAAAGUUGAUGUUAGUGGGGUAAAUGCUAAGAAGAUUGAUGAUAAGUAUUUUGCUAAACAAGCUAAGAAGAAGGGUGAAGGUGAGUUCUUUGAAGAGAAAAAACAGGAGAAGAACGUGCUUCCUCAGGAAAAAAAAGAUGAUCAAAAAAUUGUUGAUGUAGCAUUGAUCAAGGCUAUUGAGGGUGUUCCCGAUUUAAAGGAUUAUUUGUGUGCAAGGUUCUCAAUCAAGUCAGGCAUGAAACCUCAUGAGCUAGUCUUUUAA